CAGAGGCACUCUUGGGCUGCUGCUGCUCGCUAGUUAUCGCCGCUGGUCCUUGCAUUUGUCCCCAUCCGCAAUCCAACAGUCUGCUCAGACUGAUUGACAGACUGACCUGACGGACUGACGAUCAACUGCCACUCGCAACGCCCACUCUCUUCUUGUUCUUCCACAUCCUUUUCUUUUGUACCUCGCACAGAUCUCUUGAACAACUCUGUGUUUCAUCCCAUUGAAGAUUCUCGUUCGAUCACCUGUUGGCUUGCCAAACACUGUCUACCCCCUCUCCAGCCAUUAGCGGCCUGCCGAUAAUGAGAGCAUCACCCAUCCGCGUCCGCACCCCUCCCCGACACUAACUCGGGGCCUUCGCACCCACGACUUGAGAGGCAUAUCCUCCUUCCCUUGGGGAUCCAGAGCCUGCAAGACCAAUUGACGUACUAUCUCGCCCAGUGUGUUGGAUUCGCCCAUAAGUGCAGUCGGCCUCGAAACCACACACUUCCCCCCUCAAGACAACCAGUCUGCCUCAGGCAGGUCUCUGGGGGGAGAUCUUGGUUCUCUGGGAACAUACAAGAGUUCAGAUGGCAGUCACAAAUCUUAGCCAAAGGGCUGGUGUUUGAGUAGAGGUGUUGACGGCUGAAGUUUGAGACUGUCUUCUGCACAGUCUCUUCAUGUUCAGCGCCCUCUUGACGGGACAAAGGUUUUCACAGUUGAUCUUGGAGCAAUGCCAGACAACAUCGGCAUAAAAUGGGCUCCUGAUCUGCAGCGAGCCUCUCACACUGCAAACACUGUUGGACACAUCAGUGACAUUGAAGGGGGUCGUGGGACCGGCGUCAACGACGACGUCCUGUCGGAAGACCUAUCCCAGAGUCUCGGUACAGAGUCCGAUACUCAACGAAAUACUCCUACCGCUCUUUCUGCUCAGCACCCGACUGAACCAGUGGAUGAGGAUGCGUUCCAUGAGUUAACUUGGAGCUCAAAGUAUGGGAUCGCUGCAUCGCCUGGGUUUGCCCCGCUCAAGUCCCAGCAAUCCCUCCCGUCGUCGACCCAAAAUUCUUCAAACUCAUUGAAGGCUCUUGGUGAGCGCGACGUGGAUCGCUCGCCUGGUUCAGCAGCUUCACUAAUCAACCGCGCCCUUUCGACUAAAUCCUCCCACGGCCAAAUUCGUGGCCGUCGUCCAUCACACUCUAAAUCCUUCUCGACUUCUUUUCAAAACUCGAACCGUCUCUCCAAUAGCGAACAUCCGACCUAUCCUAUUCAGUCAUUUGAAGCACUGCAAGCUCAGUUCCAUGCUCCGCGGCCAGCGCGGCCUCUCCGCACGAGAAGCUCGCAUCCAGCCCAAAAUCUCCUUUACAACGAAAUGUCCACGUGGACUAGGCAAGGUCGAGAACGACAAUCGCCUAACGCACCAACCGCAAUGACUGCUGACAAUACUCCAAUGUCAAGUCCCGGUCUCCUCUCGGGCGACCGGGUGCCCUCAACCUCCUCUCUCAGCGACGCCGACCGUCAGCCACACCAUCUCCAACCUCCCAAAGAAACUCACACCGUCGAGAUCGAUCAUGAUCACUUCUCCGGUAAUAAGUUCGUCAAUAACUACGAGAUUAUCGAGGAAAUAGGACGCGGAGAACACGGCAAAGUCAAACUCGGAAGAGACAUCGAGAAGGGUACCAUCGUCGCGGUCAAGAUCGUCCCUAGGUACUCUGGCAAGAGGCGACUUGGCCGUCUUGGAACCCCAGAAGAUCGGACAAAGCGCGAGGUGGCCAUUCUGAAAAAAGCAAGGCACCCAAACGUCGUCAGUCUCCUGGAAGUCAUCGACGACCCCAACAAGAACAAAGUCUACCUCAUUCUCGAAUACGUCGAAAAGGGCGAAAUCAAGUGGAGAAAGCCAGGGGUGCGCGAGGUCCUAGCAGUAAACAACACCAGAUUCGAGCAAGAGAGAGUGGGAAUCGACCUUCCUUUGGAGCCAACUGAAAGAGAUCUUUUCAGUGUCAGUCAAGCUAAACGACGCCAUGAGCUGCAAGACAGAGCCCGUGCUCUAAACACGAACCCAACUCCUAACUGGAGCCUCGAGCACGGAGGUGAGGAUUUCGAAGAGGAUGAAGAAUUAUCCGAGGUCUCUCGUUCUGCAUCACGGCAUUUCUACGAGUCAAACAAUCCCAGUAGAACCAGCUCUCAUGAUGAGUACGCAGAAGGAGCUCUAGCGGGCAGCAUGUAUGGCGCUUAUGCUCCAGAUGCCUACCGCGGUCGGACUUUCAGCAUCGCAGCCAGCGUUGGCGCGCUCUCGCACAUGUCGUCGGAAUGGAAUUUUGAUGAGACCGACGACGAACAUGCUUAUGUUCCAGCUUUGACGCUGGAGGAAGCCCGCCGAGCCUUUCGAGAUACGCUUUCCGGCCUUCAGUUUCUGCACUUUAUUGGCAUCAUCCACCGUGAUAUCAAACCAGCAAAUCUCUUGGUCGCAAGCAACGGCACUGUCAAAAUAUCUGAUUUCGGCGUGUCAUACCUCGGACAUCCCAAGGAUCCCGAGGACCCUGACUAUAAGCUGACUGAGAAGGAUGUAUCUGCAUUAGACGACGAAAAGGAAUUGGCAAGAUCGGUCGGGACGCCUGCUUUCUGGGCUCCUGAACUUUGCUAUGAAGAUCCAUCCAUGUUCGAAGAAAAAGAAGGGCCCAAGAUCACUGGCGAACUAGACCUUUGGGCUUUGGGGAUCACACUUUAUUGUAUGGUUUACGCCCGCUUGCCGUUCUACGCAAGUGAAACCAUGGGACUUCAUGAGGCAGUAUGCAGGACCGAAGUCUUUCUCCCAAAGACUCGACUUGUACCGGUUGACACAUCUCAAGACAAACCAACCUCCGAGGUGCCAAACUCGAUCAAUAGUAACAAGAGACUCGACUAUGAACUCAAAUUUGAGGUCGUCCCGGAUGCAGUGCGCGACCUCAUUCGUCAACUCCUGAUCAAGGAUCCCGCAAAGAGAAUGACAAUCGAACAAGCCAAGAAGCAUGAAUGGGUUGUCGAGGGCUUGCAGGAUCCGUCACAAUGGAUCAAAGGUGCUGACUUGGGGAAGGACAGCAAGAAGAAAAUCCUGGAUGUGGACGAAAGGGAGAUGUCACACGCAGUUGUGAGGAGGAAUAUCAUCGAGCGGGCGCUCAGCACGGCCGGACGCAUCGCAGGCAAUUUGCUUGGAAGGAGCAAUACACGGAAGCGUGCUCCUAGUGCAGCCACAUCGGCCAGCCACUCUAGCGACUCCAUUGCCUCGCCUGCAGGCUCCAGUGCAAGUACCGUUGGGAAGACCGAGCGAGAUAAGAUCCGUGAUACCCGUCGAUCUAGUCUGCGCGGUGACGAACUUCUAACGGCCCUGAAGACUUCGAGAGAAACUACCGAGCAUCCACUGGCACAAAGUCAGACUGCCAGCCCAGUCUCCACCGGGCAGGAACAUUAUUUCAGCGAGCCACUCUCAACCCAAAAAGCCGCGUCUUCAGCCUGCACUCCGAUAGCCAUACGGGAAGCACGACCUCCUGGUCCCGAUAGAGCAACAUCAACCGUAUCCACUGCCGAUUCUGUCAAGACAAUCAGAGCCUCGCAACUGCAGCGAUUGCCCUUGCCAUCGUCGGGCCUAGGGCGUGACGACCGACCUGUCUCCCUCGACAGAGGAUUCAGAGCCAGAGUCGACGGGCUAUGGGAGGGAACUACAAAAACUUUGGCACGCAUUGGGAGUCGAGAACGACGUGCCCCGCGAGAUGAGCGGUCGCCAGCGUCGAGCCGACAUUCAUCCGAAAGUGACGCCCGCGCAGAGCCCAGCAUCGCUAUGAGCACGGCUUCGGCUGCAGGUGCUAUUGAACCACCUGAUGUCCUUCGUGAUCCUGCCCUAACCGCUGACCAGAACGUAUCUCCGCCGACCCCACAUGUGAUGACCCACGGUGACCAUAGAACAUCAUUUCGAGCACCGACAUCAAGCCAAGAGGCUUUUGAACAAGCUCAAGAAGUCAAUCAGCGGCGUCAUCUACAAGAAGUGCAUCAUCAAUUCGAAGCGGCCAUGGAAGCGAUUUCGAAACCGCAGAGCCUCGUGACCGAUGAAUGUCCUCCUUCACCAGACGACAUUGCCUUCCUCGAGAAACAGCGUACACAAGUCUCCGGUGAACCAGUGGCCUUCUCACUUGGCUCUAAUGCCAUUCAAGGGGGGCCGUCCGCAAGCACUAUCGCGUCGUCUCUAGAUGACUACGGGGCGAGCAGUGUGUCGCAGAGUAUGUCCAAUCCAAGUAUUGGAGUCAUCUCUGGUGCUUCUUCACCCCCAGGCGAAGGCUUUCUGGGUUCAGCAUACACGGAAGCGCCCAGAGAUGUGUCUGCCCUCGGUAAAGAGCCACUUCCUGAAUUCAUGCGCACUGCGGACACAAUCACCAAACACGGCCGACCUGCACAGAUCGCGACCGCCCCGGCGCUUGAGCACUGGCAGAAUAGAACGCACGAUGAUGAUCACGAUGGCGACGACGACUCAGAUGACGGAAUGAUGAUGCCGGCUUCUACAAACAAGAAGUUUUAAUGUUCUCUCCAAUAAAGGAACUCCAGUAAAAAUACACGAACACCAGUGACGACACUUUCCACACUCUUUUUGCAAUCGACGAGGAACAUGGCUCGAAUUUUCGAUAGAUACCCCUGCUUUUAGAGACAAAGCAAUGGCGUAAAGCGCAAGGCAUUUUUGUGCAUGGGCAUUGAGCGGGGGCUGGAAACAGGAAAGGCCUCCAAAAUGGUAGGGUGUCUGUGCUUGGUUUAUGGGACAGUCCUGAUGGGCAAUGUAUAUCAAACAUGCGGAAAAGUGCAUGCUGUCUUUCAUCUCGACUCAGGAGGUUUCCAUGUACAUUUAGCUGCGUAGCUUGAGCGGGCGACAAGGGAUUCAACGACAAAGGGGGCUUUAGUGAUAUUCCCCAGGUUCGCCCUGGGUCAAAAGGUGAAAUGACAAUGACGAUCCCAAUGAAGAACGCUCUGGACAGAAC
Messenger RNA from Cladophialophora immunda, 4970 nucleotides. RefSeq lists its product as uncharacterized. The record is from RefSeq and is a predicted model, not a curated record. Gene Ontology annotation, biological process: intracellular signal transduction; protein phosphorylation. The transcript has a single exon. The coding region runs from base 710 to 4519 and encodes 1269 amino acids. Gene Ontology annotation, cellular component: cytoplasm. NCBI's taxonomy places the organism in Eukaryota, Fungi, Ascomycota, Eurotiomycetes, Chaetothyriales, Herpotrichiellaceae. Gene Ontology annotation, molecular function: ATP binding; protein serine/threonine kinase activity.